Stylophora pistillata is the source of this 446-nucleotide messenger RNA. RefSeq lists its product as uncharacterized. The record is from RefSeq and is a predicted model, not a curated record. Lineage: Eukaryota; Metazoa; Cnidaria; Anthozoa; Scleractinia; Pocilloporidae.
UUUUUCCUCACAGGUAUCGUUGUUUGUUGUCCUUCAGUACUGUUAAGAGUCAUGGACUUUCGUCAGCAUUUAUUAGAUUCCCUAAAUGAAAUAAUUGAACACAUACAAGAAGGCGGAAAUCGUGGAGGCGAUUUAGAAAAUACUGUUUUAAGACUAGAGGUUCUUUACGAGGCAGCCUUGGUCAAUGGGGACAUUCCUUUAGAAGCGGUUGACUUAAUCAAUCAAGCUCGUACACAUCUGAACGUAAACUUGAAUCAACAAGAGCCUUUUCAAGGGUAUGAAGCACCAGCAGUGAGUGAGGUUGGACGCCGAGGAAGACCUAAUUUUGCGAUUUCCGAGCAGCAGCUGCUAUUUUUCAGAGUUAUCUUUGUUAGAGAACAACUUCACGUAUAAAGACAUGGCUCUAAUGCUUGGAGUUAGCAAGCGAACUAUUGAAAACCGGAUGA